Naegleria fowleri is the source of this 3159-nucleotide messenger RNA. RefSeq lists its product as uncharacterized. The coding region runs from base 1 to 3159 and encodes 1052 amino acids. The transcript has a single exon. Lineage: Eukaryota; Heterolobosea; Eutetramitea; Acrasida; Naegleriidae. Gene Ontology annotation, molecular function: acetate-CoA ligase (ADP-forming) activity; ATP binding; acyltransferase activity, transferring groups other than amino-acyl groups. The record is from RefSeq and is a predicted model, not a curated record.
AUGAGAAGAAAUUACCACAGUCGGGUCAAUGACAGAUAUAAUUCUCGUUCAAAAACUAGAAGUGUGGUCGAGGAACAAAAGCCAAAUACCGUAAAUUUAGAACAAGUUCAUGAUACUAUCAAGAGAACAUUUAAUACCAAUGAGUUGGAUUGUAUUUUCAAGCCUAAGAGCAUUUGUGUCAUUGAUGACUUUAAUCCUGAAAUUCAUUCAUCUCCUGUUCCAGUUCCGAGUGAUAGUAUUAGUAGUACACUUGCAAGGAAUGUGUUGUGGAAUUUAAUGUCAGUCUCUCAAGUCAAAGUUUAUGCAGUUUCAAAGCAUGUGGAAAGAGUAUUGCAGGAUCCAAACAACAAGCGUCGUCCUCAUUUAUUAGGAGUUCAAAUGUAUUCUUCGUUGAGAGAACUUUAUGACAACAAAGCAAGUACAUCCAAUGUCCCUCUUAACUUAGAUUUGGCAGUCAUUUGUUGUCACCAAGUAGAGACAAUGUUUACCGCUCUGGAAGAAUGUAUCAAACAUGAUGUAAAAGGUUGUGUGAUUAUUGGUAGCGUUUAUAGCAAAUUCUAUGAAAAGUUUGCUGAAAAUCAAGCAGCAAACAUUGAAAAGAUGAAGGACAUUCUUAGAGGCUCGGAAAUGAGAGUUAUUGGACCUGGAAUGGGUCUUAUCACUCCACUCAUGACAAAGUCUGGUCAAUACCAUGUCGGAGAAAUUUACAACAACUUUUUGAACAUCACACCAACAAACAGAAGCUCGGAGCUCACUCGUGGGAAAGUGGCAAUCAUUUCUCAGUCAGGAGCUUUAGCAACCACAAUUUUGGACUGGAGUUUAAAACAAGGUGGUGGUCUAAGUGGAUUUGCUUGUGUUGGAGCUGACCAAGUUGACGUCAAUUUUGCUGACAUGGUCGAGCAUUUCGGAAAUGACAACAAUACAGAUGCCAUAUUAUUGUACAUCGAAGACUUGGGAAAUAAUGAACAUAUCAAGAGAUUUGCUAGCGCUGCCAGAAAUAUCGCUCUCAAAAAACCAAUCAUUGCAAUGAAAAUGAAUUCUAGUAAUAGGAGUGAAGACAACCAUUUGAAUACUCUAUUUGAACGAGUGGGUAUUCUAAGAGUUAACUCUAUCGAAGAAAUGUUUUACAUGUCCCAAACAAUUGGAAAACAAGCAAUAACAAAAGGAAAUACUAUUACGGUAAUUUCAAACUCUGGAGGAGCAGCUACGCUUGCUGUGGACGCUAUUUAUCAAUCAGAAAUUACUGAGCUAGGAUCUUUAUCACCAAAGAGUGCUAAAUUGUUGCAAGAAAGCGGCAUUGACGUCGAGGAGGCAUUGCUCUCAGGCAAAAAAGCCAUUCCUGUCAACAUUAGAAAUACAGCCACUCCAGAGCAAUAUGUUGCUGCACUUGACAUUGUUUACAAUGAUCCAAAGACUGACAGUGUGUUGGUAAUGUUGACACCUCAAACAAGAACAGAACCAACAAGAACAGCACAAUUCCUACAACGCUAUAUUGUUGAAAAAACAAAAGAAGGAAAGUUGUCAAAACCAAUCAUGUGCUGUUUUAUGGGUGGCAGAGAUGUUGAAGCUGGCAGAAGUAUUUUGUUAAACGCUGGUAUUCCUGCAUUUGCUUUCCCUGAAAUUGCAACCAAAGUUUUCCAAUACAAUUACAGAUAUUCUAAGAACUUGGAAAAUCUCUAUGAAGAUCCAAGUUUGUUGGACAAUGAUCAUGAAAGCCAAAACGAUGCGGAAGCUAAAGCGAAAGCAAGAGAAUACCUCAAAUCACUUCUAAAGCACAAUCCUAACAAGGAGCUCCUCAAUGAAUUUGAAAGUCAGCACCUUCUCUCUAUUUAUGGAAUCGAUGUUCCUCAAACCAAGGUGGUUACUACUGUUGAAGAGGCUGUGGAGGCUGCUAAACUCAUUGGAUUCCCAGUUGUGUUAAAAAUUCACAGCGUAGAUUCAAGCAUUUCAAAGCUUGAUAUGGGAGGAGUAAUUGUAGGAUUGAGUGAUGAAAAACAAGUCAGACAAGGUUUCAUCUCCAUCAAACAAGCAGCCGAAAAAAGUAAUGUUAAAUUUGCUGGUGUAACUGUACAAAAUGAUUGCAAGAAACUAGUUGCAAGCAAGAAGGACUCCAUUGCUUUUGAAUUGUAUAUUGGUGCGGAAGUUGAUCCUCAAUUUGGACCUGUUAUUUCUUUUGGAACCGGAGGUUCACUUCACCAAAUUUACAAAGAUAAGAGUUUUGGAAUCCCACCUCUCACAGCUCCUUUGGCUUAUCAAAUGCUCAGAAAAACAAAGAUAUCAGAUGCCCUUGUUGAAAGAUUCCGAAAUAAGCCAGCAAUUGAUAUUGAGGGUUUAAAGUCGUUACUUGUAAAGUUUAGCAAGAUGGUGCUUGAUAAUUGUGAUCUGAUCAAGAACUUUGAAAUUAACCCCUUACAAGCUGCUGCCACAGAGAGAGAAAAGACAUUUGUGGCCUUAGAUUGCAAGAUGGUUCUUCACAAACCUGGUUCUAAAAAAACUCAACCAGUGAUACGUUCUUACGAAAGAAAAUAUGUCACCAAAUUCAAUGAUGACAUUAUUAUCAGACCUUCCAAGUUCAGCGAUUUUAAGAAACUCAUGUCCUUCUUUGCUAACCUUUCACCAAAGACUUUGGAGACCAGUUUGAGAGAAACAGCACUUCGAUCUCAGUAUGCUCUUGCGUUCCUGAACCUCAAAAACCAAUAUAAUAAGGCAAAGAAUGAUGCUCCUCAACCAUUGGAUCCAUAUGCUCUCACUCUCACCACGGAUUCUGACUCGAAGAGUAUUUACCAAGAAUUAGUUCAAUUUGUUUCGAGUGAUUUUGAUAGAGAGGUGGUUUUGUUUGCUAUCGACAAGAGAAGCAAGGCCAUUAUUGGAAUGGGAGUUUAUACUAUUUUACAAAAAUCAAUUAUUAGUGGAAGAAAACGAAAAGCAGAGGUAGCUUUAUUGAUUGGAGAACAAGCUCAAGGCAAAGGAAUUGGAAAAUAUAUUCUUGAUCAAUUGAUCCAAAUUGCUAAAAACGAAGGCAAUAUUUCUCAAAUGAUUGCAUAUGCCAACGAAUCAAAUGUUGGAAUGCUUAAACUUUGUGCCAGAGCUGGAUUCCAAGUUCAGGAAAAUGAGGAAUUAGCCAAUCAAGGAGUCAUUGUAUCUACUUUGGAUUUGUAA